AUGAGCACCGGUUCUCUCAAAUCCGGCCGCUCAUCGAAGCUCGGCCCGGCUGCCUCGGCUGGUCAGAAUCCUCUUCUGGAGAAAGUCAACGCACGAACUUCGACACCAGACUCGGAGGCCCUAGCGAGCUCCGACGACGAGGGCGAACAACGCCCCGACGCUUCCCAAACCUCCAACAGCUCUCAACCGCCCAAGCCAGUUCGUCGGUCUUCUUGGCUUAACGACACGACCUCACAGCCUCUGCCUCGGCCUCGCAAGGGCUCGUUUGCGAGCAGUUCGAUGUCUCCAACCGGGUCGCACCCUAGCACUCCGUCCGCCGAGAGCGGCAACGUGCCCUGGGGGUCGCACUCCACGUCCUCUGUCAUGGGGCGUAGCUCGGGCGCGUCCACCUUUUCUUGGGGGACUGGGAUAUGGAAUGAUCGCAAGGAUGUGCCGUCGCGGCUCACGGAGGUCUUACCAUCGCCGACUUCGACUGUACCUCCCGGAGGCGGUGGCUCCUCUUUCUUCGGGCCCGACGCCGGCCUGGUGCAGCCGUCCACCGCCUCUGGACGUGACCCGAAUACCAAUUCGCAGAUACCCUUCGCCAUUCCUCUGCAUCCGACACCGAAAACUUAUCGCUCUCAGUCCUACUCAGUCGGACAGCUGGAGCCAGAGAACGCGGUUCCGGCGUCGAUGACUUCCUCAACCGUCUUGGGCCGUGCUCGCCACUCGGCUCUGCAACAUCGGCCAUCUCGGCCGAGCAUGCUGAGCGAAAUGGCGAACGAUGGCUCGGUCCUGGGGAAGGUCAAGGAGGUGGAGGAUGAUGACGAUGAGAGCUCGACGGACUCCAUGCAGGGUUCGUUCCACCAGAUGUCGGAUUCAAACAAGAUCGAAAUGCUGGCGCGCGAGAACGCCAUGCUCCGCCAGCAACAGCAACAGUAUACCAAUCGCAUUCGGCCCCGCGCCUCGACUGGGGCGGGCUACGUCGGGAACGGCUAUCCGCUGCGCGAGACCGUACCAGAGGAGUCUGACUAUGCUAUUGAUGAGUUGGACGAGACUGGCGAUUCGGGCUAUCCCUUCGGUAGACGAUCUGCAGCUCGUCGCAUGAGUGAAUACGGCGGCGCCGGCGCCGGCGCCUUUCGGACGCCUCUCGGCAUGGAAAGUCGCAAGGAUAGCAUGAACCUCAAGAAGGCCCUCUGGUCUAGCACCCCUAGCUACUUCACUGGCGAUAUAUCCCAGAGUCGUCGCCACUCCUUCGCCAAUAUGCCCACGCGUCAGGGUUCGAUAAGUUCAAUUGCCGAUUCGGUUUCGACGCUGGACGCAAACCCCGCCGACGGCCAGCAAUCACAAGGCUUUGUGCCUGGCUACUCCGAGGGCCCCGGCUUUCCGGGCUCCACGAGUAACCCAGCAGUAUUAUAUGGUGCCGGCGUUGGUGCCAUGCAGGCCCCGUUCGGCAAUCCUUACGCUUCUUCCUUCGGUCUGCAGAGCCAGUUCCACAACAGAGCCCCGUCACCUCAUCGCAAUGCCUACAGCAUGGCACAGCCGAGGCACAACCAGCUCCUCCACGUCGUUUUAUUCAAAUGUGCGAGGGCCGAUGUCUUCUACAUUCAGGAAGGCACUGGCCUGACGGUGAAGCCGGGCGACCUGGUCAUUGUUGAGGCUGAUCGGGGCACAGACCUUGGCACCGUAGCCAAGGACAACGUUGACUGGCAGACGGCAAAGGAGAUGAAGGAGCACUACGCUGAGGAGCACUAUAAGUGGCUUAUGAUGUACUCGCAGGGCGCUGCAGCGGCCAACGAGGGUACUGGUGCCGGCCUGAUGGCCUCCUCCAACGGCCUCCAGGGCAGCGCCAUCGGCGGGAUGGGACCCCCAAGCCAGCACCAUGUUCAGGAGCCGAACGCCGGGGAGCUCCGGCCAAAGCUCAUCAAGCGUCUGGCGCAGAAUCAUGAGAUUCAAGCGCUACGUGACAAGGAGGGUCAGGAAGCAAAGGCCAAGCGAGUCUGCAUGCAGAAGGUGAAGGAACAUGGCCUCAACAUGGAGAUCCUUGAUGCUGAGUUCCAGAUGGACUGGAAAAAGCUCACCUUCUACUACUUUGCCGACUCAUACAUCAACUUCAACUCUCUUGUAACCGAUCUCUUCAAGAUUUACAAGACUCGGAUUUGGAUGUCGGCUAUUAACCCUGCGUCCUUCGCCAGCCCUACUCUGGGCAUCCAGGCACCCAGCGGCAUCGGCCCGGGUGCUGUGGGUGCAGGGCGAGCACCCGGCAGUGGAGAGCGUCGCCAGCAGAGUCACCAGGCCCAAGAACAGUCGUCGCAGGCUUUUGGCCAGGCACCGCAGGUCGCACGCGGAUUCCGACCGGCUUUCUCUCAGCCAUUUGGAGGAGAUAGGCAGGUCCCUCCGGCCUCUGCCUAUCCUGCUGCGAACUAUGCCUUUGGCGGAGGUGGCGCCUUCGGCAACGCUCGAACCAACCCGGCGUAUGCCCCCAGCCUGUCUCCAGGUUUAGAGGGCUUCUCCAGCGCGGGCUUCCAACAGCCGGCAGACCUCCAAUCGAUGCGCCAGCGGCUCCCCGGUGGACAGACAAUUCCCAGUCCCACACCCCACGGUCACAGCGCCUCGCCCAUCUCUCAUCAAGCCGAUUGGGCCUCGGCAUUCCAGGGCUUGUCCUUGAAUACUCACUAG
Purpureocillium lilacinum is the source of this 2658-nucleotide messenger RNA. RefSeq lists its product as uncharacterized. The record is from RefSeq and is a predicted model, not a curated record. Gene Ontology annotation, cellular component: cytoplasm. NCBI's taxonomy places the organism in Eukaryota, Fungi, Ascomycota, Sordariomycetes, Hypocreales, Ophiocordycipitaceae.